UCGCGAAUCCGCCGUACCCGCUGCUGGUUUUCCGCCCCGCGUUCCGCGAGGGGCGCUCACCACCCCCGUGCGCGUCUCCGCAGUUGCAGCGACGCGCUCCCCUCCUACUCGUGCUCCUCCUCCUCCUACUCCGUCACCUCCGCGAGGUCGUGCGUGUCCGACGCGGGGCGCCGCACCCGCCCCGUCGACCCACUCCGCGUGCUCGCCGUCGUCGCCUCCCUCCGCCGCAUCGACCCCAAGGUGCUGGCCAAGGCGACCAGCAAGCUGUUCCAGGGCGAGCCGGCGAAGAGGCGGAAGGGCGUGUGGAUCGAGAUCAGCAACAGCGACGACGAGGAGAGCGGGAGGGGCAGCGUGGUGGCAAGCGAGGGGAGCACCAUCACGGGAGCCGCGUCGUCCCGGUCCACGGCGACGUCGGGGAGGUGCCGCCGACCUCCGCUGGCGAGCGGCGGCUGUGAGAGUCUGGUGCGGAGGGCGGACGCGAUCAUGGAGUGGCUCUCGCGGCCCAAGGCGGCGCCGGCCACGGAGACGGCCAUCCGCGCCGCCGUCGGCGACAACGCUGUGACCAGCAAGGCUCUGCGCUGGUUGCUGAAGCAGAAGAGAGGGUUGCGCCGUGCAGGCACUGGUGGCCGCCCGGAUCCGUAUGUGUACAUGGUAGAUUGCAGGCUGAAGUGGUGAAGUUAAGUAAGAUGUGUUAUAGCGAAGGAGUUGGCACCUAUAUAUUCUACUGGAAAGGUCAAGAUAGCUUUUGAAGACUAUUUAGUAAUUUCUAGCACCUGUUGUUUAAUCAGUCCAGUUUUGCCUAGCCUUCCUGCAGAUAACUAUAGGAUAUAAAUUGAUAUUUACCUGUUUGCAAUAGCUUGCAAAGCAUUGGUGAAAAGCUAUUGGAUAGAAAGAUAAAUAGAUAGUCGUAGAGAUAGCAGUUUCAUGAUUAUGAAGUUAUUAUUCAUGUAUGUUGAGGAUCAGUAUAAUCCUCGCAAGAAGUAUGAGAAAUAAUCGGCACUGUUGGAAUCAGUAUAAUAAAUACAAUGAGUCCAGUUUUGGGGUACUGGUUUGCAGUGAA
Hordeum vulgare subsp. vulgare (domesticated barley) is the source of this 1060-nucleotide messenger RNA. RefSeq lists its product as uncharacterized. The annotation marks the transcript as partial. The transcript is spliced from 4 exons. The record is from RefSeq and is a predicted model, not a curated record. NCBI's taxonomy places the organism in Eukaryota, Viridiplantae, Streptophyta, Magnoliopsida, Poales, Poaceae.